UGCUGAAACCAGGUGGGCUUGGCAGCUGCCAUAGCUUAACUAUACCUUCUCUAGAAUGGCUAUACCACCAUUUUCGGGUAGCAAUUUCAUUUCCGCUGUAGCUUUACCUGUACCUGUUCGUCCCUUCUCUCUCACCAUUUUUGGGGUUUUAGGCUUUGAUUUCUCUGUCUGCCUGAUACCAUACCUUCCGAUGCAUUAAGUUCCUAUUCGUAUGUAUGGUCUUUGCUAUGCAUUCACUCUGAUAUGUAUCGCAGUCUCGGCGUUAACCGCCUCAUAUUCCGCAGUCGCAUAGUUUACUACGUGAAAACUGGUCUAAUCGAUCAAGCUCUCCAAGUGUUCGACGAAAUGACCCGCUCCGAUUGCCGCAUAUUUAGCAUUGACUACAAUCGCUUCAUCGGCGUAUUGGUCCGCCAUUCGCGUUACGAUCUCGCCGAGCACUACUACUACGAAAUGGUGCCACAGGGCUUCUCUUUAAGCGCAUUUACUUACUCUAGGUUCAUUUCUGGGCUGUGCAAGAUCAGAAAUUUCACUCUCAUUGAAAAACUUAUUCGAGACAUGGAUAGGCUUGGGGCUGUGCCUGACAUUUGGGCUUUCAAUAUAUAUUUGAAUCUUCUGUGCCAAGAAAACAGGGCACAUUUUGCUCUGGAAGUGUUCCAUAGGAUGGUUGAUAAAGGAAGAGAGCCUGAUGUUGUAUCAUAUACUAUACUUAUUGAUGGGUUGUGUAAAGCUAGACAAUUUGAUAAGGCAGUUGAUAUUUGGACUAGUAUGAUUAGGAAAGGGUUCAAGCCCGAUAAUAUUGCGUGUACAGCGCUUGUUGUUGGAUUGUGUGAUGGUGGGAAGGUUGAUUUGGCAUAUAACCUUGUAAUAGGUGAAAUGAAGGGUCAAGUCAAGUUUAGUAAUUUGAUGUAUAAUACGUUGAUUAAUGGGUUUUGUCGAGCUGGUAGAAUUGAUAAGGCACAGGCAAUCAAGUCAUUUAUGAAGAGGAAUGGGUGCGAGUCGGAUUUGGUUACUCACAAUGUGUUAUUGAAAUAUUGUUGUAAUGAGUUCAUGUUAGAGGAGGCUGAGAAGUUGAUGAAGAAAAUGGAGAGGAGUGGUAUGGAACCUGACGUGUAUAGUUACAAUCAGCUUCUCAAGGGCCUUUGUCAAGCUAAUAGAGCGGAUAAGGCAUAUUUGUUGAUGAGGACUAGGAUGGAGCCAAAGGGGCUGUGUAAUGUUGUGUCAUAUAAUACCAUCAUCACAGCAUUUUGCAGGGCACACCGUACUGGAAGGGCUUAUAAACUGUUUGAGGAAAUGGGUCAAAAGGGCACCAUGCCAGACGUGGUGACGUUCACUAUUCUUAUAGAAGCUUUUUUAAGAGAAGGUAGUUCAGAUAUAGCCAAUAAGCUUCUUGAUCAGAUGACAGUUAUGGGUCUGUUGCCUGACCGGAUAUUUUACACUACAAUAGUUGAUCACCUAUGUAAGAGUGGGAAGAUUGCAAUGGCUUAUAGUGUUUUCAGUGAUAUGUUAGAGAAGGGCAUCGCCCCUGAUGCUGUUUCAUUUAAUGCUCUUAUUAAUGGGCUUUGCAAGGCUUCUAGAGUGAGUGAAGCUAUGCAUCUCUAUGAGGAAAUGCAGAAUCGAGGAUGUUGUCCUGAUGAGGUAACUUUUAAAUUGAUAAUUGGAGGUCUCAUAAGGGAAAAUAAGCUUUCAGUGGCUUGUAGGGUAUGGGAUCAGAUGAUGGAGAAGGGCUUUACUCUUGAUGGAGCUGUCUCUGAGAGACUGGUUAAUGCCAUCCAUUCAAAAGAUGGCAUGAAAAUGCAAAAUGAGUCCAUUGUUAGAGGCACUUGUUAGUUGACGAUUACAUCUCAUCAAGCCUGGUCUUGUUUCUAUCUUGUGCCCUUUCUGGCAAGCUGCAAAAGAACUCAGACGCAGUUCAUCCCAAGAAAAACUGAAACAGUGAAAUUUUUCGUUGUUGUUACGGUAUUCUAUUUGAGGCACCAACUUUAAAGAUUGGACCUUGGAUUUUUUUGAGCCAGAUGUUUUUCAGAGCUUUAUGCUUAUCCUUGUACGAUUUGUCCCCCUAAAUUGACACAUUCUUUUUCCUUACAAUGGUAAAUGGUACUUUAACCUACUUUGUUCUUUUCUUUGUUGGUUGUAAUACAUACAUAUAACCUGAUACUGCUGUUGUUUAGAACAAUAGGUUUCAGGUAAUAUGAGUGGGUUUGCAAGAAGCAGACUACUGCAUGGUAAUUGGUUACCUUGAUUCUCUUCUCGGAGCACAUUGUUAUUGGUUGGUUCAUCCUUGUUAACAUUGGUUCAUCCUUGUUAAUCUCUCCAAAUUCGUCUAAGGAAAAUAAACAAAAGAGACACCUUAUGAAGAUUUCAGAACUACAUAGUUAUGUGGUAUCCCUUUUACUUUCUGGACUAUGAAGUCAACCCUCAAGUGUUAGGUGUAUGUCUAGUCUUAGGUGUUAUCUACCAAUAUAAUUCUGAAACAAUCUAGAAUUUUGGUUGUCUUUUUCUUUUUGAAGUAAUAAUAAUAUGGGAUGAUGCAAGUGGUCACAUUUAAUGCUCAUGAAUUUGCUUUUGACUUCUUGCUUUGUCAGUCUGAGUAUGUCGUGAUCAGGUUAGGAGGGAUAAUAAUUUGUGUGUUCUGUUGUCUCUGCUGUGAUGUUUGCUGCAUUCCUAGACAUUAGGAUAUGAAUAUGCUGAAUGACAUGCAAGUAACAAUUCUCGUAUUGUUUCUGCUCCUUGUUCUUCUCAUUUAAUGUCUCUCUCUGCCACUUAAAUCCCUUAUAAAGUUUCAUUUUUUAUUUUUUAGGAUGCACAAUGACCGUUCUUGGGAUAAUAGCUGACAUGCAUAGGCUGCGGAUCCAUUUUGAGAACGUUAGCGUGAGAACACUAUUGAUCAAAUUUGGGCAUGGGUAUGGCUUCUUAUGUGAUAUGCAGUGAGUGCCACCUACUGCAACUAUUCCCUCCUUUUUUUGUGUUCCUCUUUGGAGGGAGGUGUGGAGGUUAGGUGUGGUCUACUGAGGCAGAAUUAUGAAUGAGGCCAUUGUAUUCUUCCUUUGUAUGUAGGGAUUGACAAGAAAGAGCUGCUAAAUUUUAUGGCCAUGUCCUGCUCUGAAUAAAAGCGGAUUAAAGCAUGGAAGCUCGGGUUUCCUUUGCCAAGCUGGAGUGUUGAGGAUGGAAGAAAGUGGAGAGAACUUAAUUAUUACAAUCAUAAUGGAAGUGCUGACAAGUUGCCUUUUCAAUACUUGUGGCAUUUUUGUAGCUCGACUCUGAAUCACAAUCCAACAUCUUCUCUGAACGAGUGAAGAUGUUCUGAGGUCAUAAACAAUUUAACAUUGAGUUGUUUAUCAACAAAGAGAAGCAGGAUUUUAAUGGUUAGUAUUUGGAUUUUUGUU
Prunus dulcis (almond) is the source of this 3383-nucleotide messenger RNA. Its product is annotated as pentatricopeptide repeat-containing protein At1g13040, mitochondrial. Bases 244 to 1827 code for a protein of 527 amino acids. Gene Ontology annotation, molecular function: protein binding. The record is from RefSeq and is a predicted model, not a curated record. Lineage: Eukaryota; Viridiplantae; Streptophyta; Magnoliopsida; Rosales; Rosaceae. The transcript has 4 exons.